AGAGUUUAGUGGUGACGGGGAGUGAUUAGAUGUUUGAAAACUUUAUACGCUGUAGUUUGGAGGGGUGCUAGGCAGCCAGAGAAUAGAUCAAAGCCCCACAAACUGCACAUACACAGAGUACACCACUCCGACAUUUUAAAUUAUUACAUUUUAGUAUAUUUCUCUCCCACCUCCCCCUUCUCGCCUAUUCUUGGAAACUUACAUGAUCAGGAGAGGGAAAUGCUGGAAUAUUUCGAUUUAAGGGGUCAGUUUAAAUGCAUAUAUUAUUUUAUCUUGCGGACCGGCAUGAUGGAGUCCCCAGCCACAGCUCCAGAUUGUCCCAGCUGGGCUCUGUCUCCCAGGGACCCUAUUCCAGCGCCCCGCCGUUGUCUCACACCCCGUCCUCGGAUUUCCAGCCGCCUUACUUCCCACCCCCCUACCAGCCUCUUCCUUACCACCAAAGCCAGGACCCGUACUCCCAUGUCAAUGACCCUUACUCCCUAAACCCCUUGCAUCAACCCCAGCAGCACCCUUGGGGACAAAGGCAGAGGCAAGAGGUGGGAUCAGAAGCCGGCUCACUGCUGCCACAGCCUCGGGCCGCCUUGCCUCAGCUCUCGGGACUGGACCCCAGGCGGGACUACCACUCAGUGAGGCGGCCUGAUGUUCUCCUUCACUCGGCACACCAUGGCCUGGAUUCCGGCAUGGGAGACAGCCUUUCUCUGCAUGGCAUCGGACACCCAGGAAUGGAGGACGUGCAGUCAGUUGAAGAUGCCAAUAACAGCGGUAUGAACUUAUUGGACCAGUCUGUCAUUAAAAAAGUUCCGGUUCCUCCCAAAUCUGUUACUUCUCUGAUGAUGAAUAAAGAUGGCUUCCUGGGUGGAAUGUCAGUCAAUACCGGAGAGGUGUUUUGCUCAGUACCUGGCCGCUUGUCCUUGCUCAGUUCCACUUCGAAGUAUAAAGUAACUGUGGGAGAAGUUCAAAGACGCCUCUCGCCUCCAGAGUGUCUGAAUGCAUCCCUCCUAGGAGGAGUACUUAGAAGAGCCAAAUCGAAAAAUGGGGGGAGAUCGUUGAGAGAGAGGCUAGAAAAAAUCGGUUUGAAUUUACCAGCCGGCAGGCGUAAGGCCGCAAAUGUCACUUUACUCACCUCCCUGGUGGAAGGUGAAGCUGUUCACUUAGCUCGGGAUUUUGGAUACAUCUGUGAAACGGAGUUUCCAGCCAAAGCUGUUUCCGAGUACCUGAACAGACAGCACACGGACCCCAGCGAUCUCCACUCCAGGAAGAACAUGCUGCUGGCUACAAAGCAACUUUGUAAAGAAUUCACGGAUCUCUUGGCCCAGGACAGGACGCCCAUUGGCAACAGCAGGCCCAGCCCUAUUUUGGAACCAGGCAUUCAGAGCUGCUUGACUCACUUCAGCCUCAUCACCCAUGGCUUUGGGGCCCCAGCUAUCUGUGCUGCCCUCACAGCCCUCCAAAACUACCUGACUGAAGCUCUCAAAGGCAUGGACAAGAUGUUCUUGAACAACAACACUGCUAACAGGCACACAUCUGGGGAAGGACCAGGUAGUAAAACUGGAGACAAGGAAGAGAAACACAGAAAAUGAAAAAAGGAGAAAAAAUAAAUAAAUAAAAGAGAGAGAGAGAGAGAGAGAAUCUUUUAAAACAAACAAAACAGUUUUAAUUUUAGCUUUAAAAAUAUUGGAUUGGGAUUUGGAAGAAUUAUAUUAGGUAGGACAAAAUAAUAAUAAUAAAAAGAAAGACAAUAACUUAAGAUCAGAGGCGCACAAUGGAGCAAGAACAGUGGCUCAAUGUCUCUUACACGGAACAUUUGAAGACAACCACCAGGAUUUUUCCACUUCUGUUCUCACCUUUUUUAAAAUGAUUUUUUGAGGGGGGGGGAAUAAAAUAAUAAUAAUAAAAGGAAGAAAUGAAUAACUUAUUGGAAGAAAUCAGAGAAACGCUUUGGUGUCAGUGCUUUGGUUCUUGUUUGGGGCUCAGUUGUACAGUCUAUCUUAUUUUUAAAUCAAACAAUGUCCUGUGUCUACACUAGGGAAAAUAAAACAAAACAAAAUCUUCCAAUAAUAUUAUCUGGGACAUUUCCACUCCUAGCAUCACCACCCCUCACUCCCAACCCUGCCCUCAUUUUAUCUUGCUCCAGAUCUAUCUAGACUAGAAAAUGGGCUGGUUUGGGUAGCAAAGGCUACAAUAUGACUUGCUAAUAGAAUUGUAAAUGUAUUAAACUGUUUCUACAUUAAUUACAGUGUCUACAUUAAUUACAGUACAUUGGGUGUUUCAAGUCAUGUUAGUUCAAUCCAAUUAACUAACUCAAUUUUUAAAAGGCACCCUCUUUUCCUGGUCUAGACAGACCCUCUGUUUAGAUUACCAGUGUUUACAGCUAGAUAUGUAUAAUUUGGUAUUUAGCACUGAUGAUAAAACUGCAGUGGUUCUUAGGGUGCAAAAUUUGAAAAUAAGGUCCAGUAAGAGGUUAAUGUUGUUUAAAACUCCUAAUCUUAUAUUUAAGGUAUCCUAAUUUCCUCUAAAGGGUUUAUAUUCCCAACAAUGCUAAUGUAUCUAUAUUUAAUUUGUUCUAAUAGUGUGGGUGUAUUGAGAGAGAGCUAGCAA
Molecule: messenger RNA, 2598 nt
Organism: Dermochelys coriacea (leatherback sea turtle)
Lineage: Eukaryota; Metazoa; Chordata; Testudines; Dermochelyidae
Gene: TFAP2B
Product: transcription factor AP-2 beta
Exons: 7
Coding region: 255-1580 (441 amino acids)
Biological process (GO): regulation of transcription by RNA polymerase II; regulation of cell population proliferation; anatomical structure development
Cellular component (GO): nucleus
Molecular function (GO): RNA polymerase II transcription regulatory region sequence-specific DNA binding; DNA-binding transcription factor activity, RNA polymerase II-specific
Source: RefSeq, a predicted model, not a curated record